Molecule: messenger RNA, 1437 nt
Organism: Spea bombifrons (plains spadefoot toad)
Lineage: Eukaryota; Metazoa; Chordata; Amphibia; Anura; Pelobatidae
Product: acrosin-like
Exons: 6
Coding region: 1-1317 (438 amino acids)
Biological process (GO): proteolysis; acrosome reaction
Molecular function (GO): serine-type endopeptidase activity
Source: RefSeq, a predicted model, not a curated record
AUGUUGCUUAAAGAGUUCAAUGACAUAGAACAAAAAAACAGGAGACAACACAAUCUAACUAAAGUCGAACAGGAAAGCCUUAGGUCCUUGAAAAAUAAUAAACAAAUAGUCAUUAAAGCUGCUGACAAAGGAGGGGCUACGGUGAUUAUGGACAGAACGUAUUACCUCAAAGAGGCUCUACGUAUUCUUAAUGACGAAAAUACUUAUAGAAAACUUCUAGUCAACCCUACAAGAACCUUUCAAGAGGACCUGAGAGUACUAUUACAGGGGGGAUAUGAUAACAAGACAUGUGGUACCGCAAUGGGAACCAGAUUCGCGCCGAGCUAUGCAAAUCUCUAUGUGGCCGAUUGGGAAGCCAAUUAUAUUUGGAAAAACAACCCGUUCGGCGCGAAUCUGGUUCUCUGGAAGAGGUACAUUGACGACGUUCUUAUAAUAUGGCAAGUCUGUGGAAACAGACCCCUAGCGGAGGAUUUCCGCGGCUCCCGCGUGGUGGGGGGAAAGGAUGCCCAGCCUGGUAACUGGCCCUGGGCAGUGAGUGUCCAGGAGGACAUUGACAACGAGUAUUUUCAUUUAUGCGGCGGUGUUGUCCUGAAUAAUUUGUGGGUUCUCACAGCUGCCCAUUGCUUCAAAGAUCGCGGCAAUGACUAUUAUACCUGGAGACUUGUGUUUGGCGCCAACCAACUUUCCGACAUGGGGACAAAGGCUCAGAUCCGAAAUAUAAAAGAAAAGAUUCAACAUGAGAAAUACGACCCGGAAACGGAGAGUAAUGACAUCACCUUGCUCAGGCUGAAUAAGCCUAUAAUAUUUGACGACUACACUCAGCCAGCGUGUCUCCCUGCCAAACAAGCCAUUCUGGAUAAAAUGGACGAAUGCUACAUCGCAGGCUGGGGGGUCCUUAAAGAAGCCUCCACUGAAACAUCGGACAUCCUCCAGGAAGCUCCUGUGAAUUUAAUUCCAGUGGAGCGCUGCAACCGUCCAACCUGGUACAAUGGAGCUUUGGGUGACUACAACUUGUGUGCUGGAUAUGAACAGGGUGGUAUUGACAGUUGCCAGGGUGACAGUGGCGGACCUUUGAUGUGCAAAAAAAGCAAAGCCAAGUUCUUCACCGUGGUUGGCAUAACCAGCUGGGGCUCCGGCUGUGGCCAGAAGCAAAACCCUGGAGUGUACACCUCUACCCAGUAUUACCUCGAGUGGAUCUCUAAACACAUGUCCGAGGGCAAGAAGCCUGCAUCCAAAUCUAUGAAGAUGAAGGCUGCGAAAAAAAUCUGGCCAAAAUUAGCUGAGGAACUCAGCAAAGCUGGCAUGAAAGGCCAUUAAUUGUUUGGUGCUCUGAAAGUAGAAGAAUCAAAUCUGAACCAUCUUUUCACCAGAGAAUCAUCACCAUUACAUGUCAGCAAUGUGUAGAUUAGAAUUAGUAGAUAAAUAAAUAGAAAUGCA